Hibiscus syriacus is the source of this 525-nucleotide messenger RNA. RefSeq lists its product as uncharacterized. The record is from RefSeq and is a predicted model, not a curated record. Bases 1 to 525 code for a protein of 174 amino acids. The transcript has 3 exons. Lineage: Eukaryota; Viridiplantae; Streptophyta; Magnoliopsida; Malvales; Malvaceae.
AUGGAACUUAAUCUGAGGCAACAUCAUUUUCUCAAGCUUCUGAAUGACUAUGAUUGUGAGAUUGACUAUCAUCUAGGUAAAACUAAUGUUGUUGCGGAUGCUCUGAGCCGAAAGGUGAUAGCUAAUCUGAGGACUUUAUUUGCCAAGAUGAAGCAAUAUGAUGAUGGCACUAUACUAGCAGAAUUGCAGGUUAAGCCGACUUUGGUAGAGGAGAUCAAGGCCAAGCAAAUUCUUGAUAGCUCUUUGCUCUCCAUCAUUGAGCAAGUGGAGCAGGAGUUCAAACAUGCAAUCCUCAGUGAAGCUCACAGUAGCCCUUAUGCUAUGCACCCCGGUAGAGAUAUACUGGAAUCUGAGAGAGAGUGUGUAGAUAAACAGAGAGUAAUCGACCAUCUGUCUCCGCCACAAGCAUUGCCACGCGCCGACAGUGUGCGUGGGGCUCAACUUCUGGUCCAUGAGUCUUCUGGAACCGGUCCAGUCAGACCGAAUCAGGUCGAGCUGAGUCAAGUCACUAAGCCAACUCGCUAA